Messenger RNA from Wasmannia auropunctata (little fire ant), 1148 nucleotides. RefSeq names its product integrin beta-3-like. The coding region runs from base 410 to 820 and encodes 136 amino acids. NCBI's taxonomy places the organism in Eukaryota, Metazoa, Arthropoda, Insecta, Hymenoptera, Formicidae. Gene Ontology annotation, cellular component: integrin complex; cell surface; focal adhesion. Gene Ontology annotation, biological process: cell migration; cell-matrix adhesion; integrin-mediated signaling pathway. Gene Ontology annotation, molecular function: integrin binding. The transcript is spliced from 2 exons. The record is from RefSeq and is a predicted model, not a curated record.
CGAUUCGCGGAUACGAACUUUAUCGUUAUCGUGCCGCUGAUAAGAGGAAAACAGACGCGCGUUACAGCUUUAUUCGCAUUAACGAUUGCUUGUGUUGUACAUGGCAUUCCGAUGUGGCACCUGCUACAUUGUGCACGAAUAGAACACACGCACGCGUAACACAAUUCACUUGAAGAAAUACGCAACGCAUUGCGUUAUGUCUCGUAAUUAACGUAGUAGUAUUGUCUCAAGCAGCACUUGUGGGAAAUUGAAUGAGCUGUCGAUAUAGACAAAGUGCAUUUUAAAAAGAAAAGAGACUUUUGAUUUUAAUCACGAUUCAGUGUGCGUUUGUGUGUAUGUACAUGUGUAUAGUGAACUGCAGACAAUUAAAUAUUUUGUAAUCUUGCUAUUUAAGUUAUUAAUUUAAGAGAUGAAGUUUCGUACAUUGUUACUGUUCGUUUUGAUGAAUCUGUACCUUACGAAGAUAUGUCUGAGCAUCGACACGAAAAUUUUGAGCUUGUGCACGGUUCAAAGUACAUGUGAGAAUUGUUUAGAAGCGAGUUUGUCUUGCGCUUGGUGCAGCGAAUGGUCAUACUCAAAUUCCACGUAUGGCAAACCGAGGUGCAACGUGCCGGAGCGUCUGCGUGCAUUUGGCUGUCCGGAUGCAGAAAUACGCGCGGCGCCGGCGGGAUCGCUCCGGGUGCUGAUGAACAUGGAUUUUCAAGACGUCUCCAACGAUCGUACAGCACAGCCGGUACAGUUGAGACCACAGAAGCUGCGACUCAGGAUCAGACCACGCUCCAGUCAAGUAGUGACGCUUCAGUAUAGGCCGGCUAAGUAAAAAUCUCAAUUAACAAAGUAAUGAAAUAAUGGAAACUUUCAUUAUUGAUACGUGAUUAAUAGAGAACUGGAACGAAUAUUGUAGUAGUAAUUUAAUUUUUUUUAUUUUCGUAUAUAUAUGUGACGUUGGAUAAGUCGAUCAAUUUCAUAUAAGGUUACUAAUAAGUGUGGCUUACGCAAGCGCAAAAGAUUGCAUUUCUGGACCGCGUAGGAAGUUGUCAUCCCACAUAAUUCCAGAAUCAUGCGUCCUUUCUCGUUGUCUAUCGUCUCUAAUUUUAAUUAUCAACAAUUUUAUAUUAUUAAUAAAUAAAAAUAUAAAUAAUGUUAAG